CACCCCAGCCAUAACACCCAACCCGUGCAAACCCCGUCCGCCUCAGCAACCCAGAUGCAACCGUGCGGCGCAUGUGCCGGACCUGUGUCUCGGGAGCGGCCCAACAGCCUGACCCAGCCCGGCCGGGCGGCGGCCCGAACAAGAGACCCCACACAGACCCCCGUCGGUAGUUCGCCGACUUACUGUGCGGGUUGUUUGAGUGCCCCUAGCUGGCUGGGCCACGCGGGUGCCACGGGGCGCUGGGGAGGAUGAGGGUGAGGAGGGGAGAGGGAUGGUUAGGUGCCUGCCUGUUGGGAUGUGAUGUCGUGGCGUGUUCUGCUAAUUGCAGUUUUGGUGUGCUGAGGGCAACGGGUAUGGGAGGUCGGAUAUGUGUUCAUACGCAGAAAACCUGUGUGUGCAUGUCUGCAUCGCUCCCAAACCAGGUACAUCCAGGCACGAGACAGGGGAACAACUACACAAAACCGCAGCAGCAGCAGGGAUGCAAGCACAAAACUCGGAGUUGGGCUUCAGAUUGCGCGGCCGCGGCGGCGUGUGGGCGGCCCGGGGCGGCGGGUUUGGGGGCGGGUUGGUGGUGCUGAGAUCUGGGUGGG
Chaetomium fimeti is the source of this 590-nucleotide messenger RNA. RefSeq lists its product as uncharacterized. Lineage: Eukaryota; Fungi; Ascomycota; Sordariomycetes; Sordariales; Chaetomiaceae. The transcript has a single exon. Bases 249 to 578 code for a protein of 109 amino acids. The record is from RefSeq and is a predicted model, not a curated record.